Scophthalmus maximus (turbot) is the source of this 8047-nucleotide messenger RNA. It is a transcript of the gene slc39a10, whose product is annotated as solute carrier family 39 member 10. Gene Ontology annotation, molecular function: zinc ion transmembrane transporter activity. NCBI's taxonomy places the organism in Eukaryota, Metazoa, Chordata, Actinopteri, Pleuronectiformes, Scophthalmidae. The record is from RefSeq and is a predicted model, not a curated record. Gene Ontology annotation, cellular component: membrane. The transcript is spliced from 12 exons. Gene Ontology annotation, biological process: positive regulation of B cell receptor signaling pathway; intracellular zinc ion homeostasis; zinc ion import across plasma membrane. Bases 2956 to 5778 code for a protein of 940 amino acids.
AUCAUGCAAAUUGGACAGUUUUAUUGUGCCCUGAUAAAUAUUCCAUGGCCAUGACUUGUCAACAGCAAUAUAAUCAAGUCGACACUGAUUCGUUUGAGAGGUCGCGAGACGCGUCUACGUGUGGAAUGUGCACGAGCGUUGAUUUCACAGUUGCAUGGGAUUUUUCAUAAACCGCCCCGUUAAACUAAAUAAAGUGUGUAACCGCUGACCUGUUCGUUACGAGACAUUCUUUGAAAAUGAUUACGCAUAAUCCUCAUCCUCCAAAAUGUGCCCGCACUGUAAUUGUUUUUGUGACCUUAGACUGCCAGAACUCGAGAAAUGAUGUGCAAUGGGUCAACAAGUUCUGGAGACACUGCGCUUUAUUCUUUAGCUGUACCGUAUUUCAUAUAAGUCUUUAGGACAGGUGUAGGUGGAAAAACCAGCUUAUUGAUGAACUGAUAACUGAUUUCCUAUUUGUAUGAAACUCCCCCUGUCUACAGUAAAGAUUGUGGCUUACACGCUCAUUAGUCAUAAAUCUCACCCUGUGUGAGCUGUUACUGAAUCAUUUUUCUCCUGCAAACUGUAAGAUAUUAAUUCUAAACAAAUGCCACAGUUGGACUCAUGACUGCAAACUCGGCUAAUUGGAAAUUUACAGUUAGUGAUGAAACUUAAUUUCAGUGUUGUCAAAGGGAGGCAGUUUGAAUGCGCCUUUCAAAAAGCUACAUAACUUAAUAUUGGAGCCCAGACAAUACUAGAAGUUUGGGACCAAUGUGGAUAUGGAUUUCAGGGAGUAUAAACCCCAACAUAUUUUAUAUACCAGUCUUUGAUUUGUUGUUAGGGCCAGUGUUCAUUUUUCAGUGUGGAACAUCCCGGUAAUCUGCUCUUUUUCAUAAACCUCAGUCAACUAUAGAGGACAAAGACACGUUACGCCUGAAAUAACAGAUUCAAUCUUUAUAUGUAAACGAUCUGCAGAAUUUUUGAAAUGGAUUUGGCGAACAAUACACAACUUGUGCUUUGAGGAUUGUGGGGGGUUCUUUAUGAUUAAUAUGUUUGGAAUUCGAGGUUAAGCAGCAUCACCAGAUCUUGUUAACUACUGCCACAUACAAUUACCAGUUUAUGCUUGCAGCAUACAGCUCGAAAGCAUAGCCAAAAGCUAUUAUGUAGACACUUCCAUCGUAACGUGUGCAUUUUCAAACCUUUGCAGUGGUAAAUGAAUAAGUGUUGGCUUUGUUGCGCAGUUAACAAGUUUGAGAAGAUUUGCAUCCCAAGACAUACAGUUGUAUGAGUUGAGUUGAUGGCAGGUGCUGGAAAAGAGCUUCUAGGCUCAGUGAACACUCCCUGUGUUUUGUUCUUGGCUUUGCUCACUAAACAUCUGAAGCAGGCUCACUGUGAUUAGAACAUUAGGCUUGUGUACGCAACUGUUUACAGAAGGUGUUGUAGCCUACUUUACAGUCACGUUGGAUACAAAAAACAAACAAACAGUGACCACUGGAUUGCACCGGCCAUGUCCCCUGUUGACCUAAAAUCCAUGUCCCCUGUUGACCUAAAAUCAGAAAAAUGACCCUUCAAACCCUGAUGUAAUUAGAAAAACUCUCAAUUACCAUAUCUUAUGGGGAUGUACAGUAUAUGGCCAACUGAUAUUUACAGCCUCUAAGAUAUUAAUAUUCCACUUUUGGGUAAAAAAAUUAGUCCUGCAAUAUAAUUAGGCCUGUGGCAAUUUGUCUACUGAUAUUAUUGUGUAACACCUAAUUCGAAUGUCAUGUUGUUGUUGUUGUUGAAAAUCUGUUUAACAGAGUGUAACGCUUCUUUAGCCUGGGAGUAAAACGAUUGCAUUCCACAUUUCGACAACUACAUCUUUUGUUGAGCUAAAAUGAUUUUUGUAUACAUUUGUUUCUUCAUUCCAUGGCCAGCGUUGUUGAUUUAAAAAAAACAAAAACAAAAACUUCACUUUGAACCUCACAGUAUAAACCCCUCGGUGAGAUUUGUCCUGCAGCUACCAGCUGCUGGUUUCUUUAUAAGAAUUCCGUAAACAUAGACCUGGCUGAACUAUUUGUUUUAGUGCUCACAAGGUCCACAAUCUGCUCCAUCUGUAACACCAUUCCCACACCGCAGCUCUUUAUGUAAACACCGAGAUUUUGAACUGUACCAUAAGGCCUACUUCUGCAUUUAGUCGAUUCGUAUAUUGACCACCUUAAUCCACGUGUCUUACGAGAAUAAAUGUUCUGGGACAACUAGUUCAAACUCUGGUUUGGAUGAUGGGACAGCUAGAGAGCGAUUGUUCUUUCCAUGUCUGGUGUAGAACCAACACCAGUGAAGCAGCACUUUUGCUUAAGAGCAAGGUUUAGACAUUUUAUUGUGGUUAAGAUCAGUAUUUCAAAAGCCAGCAGUUCUUUCUACAUUUAGACUAUUGCAGCCGCAUCAUUACAACUGUGAAAAGCAGACGCCACACACAGCUACUGUUUUCCCCUCGUUUCACCACCAGCCCAGUGAUGUUGCAUAACUUACUCCAGAGUUACAAGUUCCCUCUUAAAGAACUCCAUAUUGGUUCGAACAAAUAUAAUGUAAAUUGAUCAUAAACACUGCAAAUUUUAAAGUUGUGUUUUAAAAUAAAAGACCACUGUGCUGGGGCAUUUUGGCACAUUUUACAUCAAGGCAAAAACUCAAAUGGGAAGAAUGUCCCACCAUUAGUGCGCAUGUAGCCACACACCAUGAGCUGCUGGUCAGGUGGUUGAUCUUAGACACAGCUCCCUGACUGCUUAAACAUGCGGACACACACACACACACCCACACCCCUCCUCCCCCGUAGUUAAGUCACUGGGCUCAAAAAUCCUCAAAACCUUCAACCUGUUACUCACGUCAGUGCUGGCGUGAACAGUUGGUGUUGGUUUGAACUCCUUUUUUUGGGCUUUUGUUCUGUCUAGAUACACUGGCUUGAUACAGACGCAAGGCGGAUGCGUGUGAUCGUGUGAGAAUCAUAUGAAGCAGCUUAAGCUCAAAGGCAUUUUCCCCCCUCCGAGAAAUAACAAGAUUCCUGUCGUCAUCGGCAACAUGGGAACAGACAGGGGAAAUAUUUUUGAGUGCCACUUUCAGAAGAGUUGGAAAAACCCCUCACACAGUAGCACCAGGACUGGGGGGCCAAAUCGGAGGAAAACUACUACGGGGACCAGAAGUGAGGGGAUAAUGCGAGUCCACGUGCACACCCAGUUCUGUUUCCUGUGCGUGCUCACCUUCCUCUUCCAUCAGUGCAACCACUGCCAUGGAGAAGGCCACAGCCAUCAGCACGGUGGACACCACCACGCCGACCACGACCUUGCCCACAGCGACCUGCAGAUUUCGGAGGCUCCGUACGUGAGCGGAGCCACCGCGUCACCGAAGUCCGAGAGUCCCCAUGACGGAGCUCUAGAGGAGGAGCAGCGCUUCUACAUCCAACAGCUGUUCCGGCGCUACGGCCAGAAGGACCAGCUGGACUUCCAGGGAUUUCAGAGUCUGCUCUUGAGCCUGGGUUUGGGGGAAGUGAAGGUGGUAGAUGUGGACCAUGAGGAUUUGGGUCAUGACCAUGUGGCCCACCUCGACCUGCUGGAUAUGCAGGAGGGGCUUCAUUCACAUUCAUCCACUGAUGAAGGCCACGAUCAGGGUCACGGUCACGGGCACGGUCAUCCACACAACAAGCCUGACUCCCACCAUCCACACACAGAACAAGUUCCCACACGGUGCAGCCAGCAGGCGUCCACUGUCAGUCCAGCGGCCGGUGCACCUACAGGGCAUGACCACAGACAUGAUGCAAAACAUAAUCACGAUCACGCCAAAGUAAAGGACGGGGACCAUAAACAUUCUGAUGGACAUGUGCAGGACAGACAUGACCAUAAACACAAUCACGACCACGCACAUGACAAAGAGCACAAACACGAGCAGGCACAGGUGCAAUCUAACCCCAAGGACCUGACCUCUCAACCUCACGGUGAACAUGACCACGGUGACCAUGACCACGGUGACCAUGACCACGGUGACCAUGACCAUGGUGACCAUGACCACGGUGAUCAUGACAACGACACCAGUCAUGUUCAUCGAGCACAGACCGGCACAGACGUUCCUCUCAUCAACCAGGAACAGGCGCCCUCUGUCCACUCGGGGCCGUCCCAAGUCCCUCAGGAGCCGCAGACCUCUCCUGCCCCGGCAGAGAGCCGGACCAAGAAGCCCAGAAAUCCAGCGCGGGUCAGAGGACAGCGGGGGCGAAACAGAACCUCUUCCCCUGACGUAUCUCCGCCCGACGACCACGAACACAAACAUGAACACAGCCACGGUCAUUCUCAUAAACAUAGGAGAGAAGCACCAGGAGGGCCCGCCACCCCCACUUUGCCAGUCCCAGUCCCAGUCCCAGACCCAGUCCUGUCAGGGCAGCACGCGGGUGGAUUUUCACAUCAGCACGAGGAGUGUUUGAACCUGACCCAGCUCCUUGCCUACUACGGCCUGAGGACCGAUUCCCUCAUCUCCCCCAGCCAGUUCACCUACCUGUGUCCCGCCCUGCUCUACCAGAUAGAUAGUCGCGUCUGCAUCCGCCAUUACCACCAGAUGGACGUUGAGCAGGAAGCCUUGGAUAACGUCAGUACCGUGUGGGUCUGGGUCUGGGGCUUUGUGUCCAUCACCAUCAUCAGCCUGCUGUCUCUGCUGGGCGUGGUGCUCGUGCCCAUCAUCAACCAAGGCUGCUUCAAGUUCCUGCUCACCUUCCUGGUGGCGUUGGCGGUGGGCACGCUCAGCGGCGACGCUCUCCUUCACCUGCUGCCUCACUCUCAAGGGCAGCAUGACCACAGCCAGCCUCGGACGAGCCACAAGGUUGAUAUGUUAACAGAAUUUGAUGGAGUGUGGAAGGGGCUAACGGCGCUGGCCGGCAUCUACCUCCUCUUCAUCAUCGAACACUGUAUCGGCAUGUUUAAGCACUACAAAGACCAAAGGGGCAUGAAGAAGGCUAACGAGGAGGGGAAGAUUGGCAGGAAGUUGUCAGACCACAAGUUAAAUAGGCGCUCGGAUGCAGAGUGGCUGCACCUGAAGCCGCUCGGUGAGGACCCCGACGGCACGGCCGUCUCCUGUGACAACGGCUACAAUGACACGCAGCUCACGGAGCUCCAGGCGCCCGACUCCCCCACCAACAAGACGCCGCUGGCGCUCGCGCUCCCCCAGCCGGACAACCUGUCGCCCGCCAAGGAGAGCGGCCACAAGGCCAAGCAGCACAGUCACCGGCACUCGCACGGCCACGGCCACUCCCACGGCGGGAACUGCCACUCGGACCAGGAGAUGAAGGACGCCGGCAUCGCCAGCAUUGCCUGGAUGGUCAUAAUGGGCGACGGCAUGCAUAACUUCAGCGACGGCCUGGCUAUAGGCGCAGCGUUCAGUGCGAACCUGACGGGAGGCAUCAGCACAUCAGUGGCGGUUUUCUGUCACGAAUUACCUCAUGAACUCGGGGACUUUGCGGUGCUGCUGAAAGCCGGCAUGUCAGUGAAGCAGGCCAUCGUCUACAACCUGCUGUCGGCCCUCAUGGCCUACGUCGGCAUGAUGAUCGGCACAGUCGUGGGCCAGUACACACACAACGUCACCAACUGGAUCUUCGCCAUCACUGCCGGCAUGUUCCUCUACGUGGCCCUGGUGGACAUGCUGCCGGAAAUGCUUCACGGGGACAGCGAGGAGCACAAGCGCUGCCAGCUGGGACACUUUGUCCUGCAGAACAUGGGCAUGCUGACCGGGUUCAGCAUCAUGCUGCUCAUCGCCAUCUUCGAGGACCGCAUCGUUUUCGACUUUGGCUUUUAGCGUAAUAGAGAGCGAUCGGGAGGGCGAGGGGGAAGGCCGGACGCUCCCCGCCCCCUCUUAGACUUAACGUGCUUUGUUCGCCAACGUAACGGCCCGGUCUUGCAUGCAGCGCGGACCCCCACCCAUGCCUCCAUUCCAGAACGUGCAGCUCUAGUUAAUGCAUAUCUCAUGACUCUGCUUAGUGAAGUUUACACUCUGCUCCGCCGCCGCCGCCACCUCUCCUCCGUCACUUCCAAUCCGUCUGCUCCCUGUGCAGCGAAAAAAGAAAAAGAAAAAGAAAAAAAAGGGGCCAGAUGAAAAGAAGAGCAAGGCUGCACUCAAACUCAAAAAAAAAAAAAAAGAAAAAAAAGAAAGAAAAGUCAGGUGGCGCAGGACCCGUGUUCCUGCAGGGUGACCCGCCUGUCCAUCAUCACCCAUUGUUAGUGUGUUGUUAGCGUCGUAGCACUCCUCGUCUCUCAUCCACCCUGUGCUGUGUCCCAUCACUCGUCCAUCUGUGGUGUGUGUCCUUCACCCUCCCAUCCACCACGACUUCUGAUGUCAUCACAUCUGGUGUGUGUAUGUGUGCGCGCGCGCGUGUGCCGAGCCCUGGCCACUGGAGCAGCACCGUCGCAGAGGCGCAAGCACAUCUGGAAUUAACCCUUUAGCUCGUGCCGAUAGUGUUUUAAGUUGCGAGUGAAAAUAGAAAAUAAUUAUCGAAAUGACUGUUAUUGUUUUCUUUUGCUCCAGGUUUCUCCAUGUAUUACUUUUGAAUUAUGAUUAAUUUUUUUAAUUAGAUUUUUUUUGUUGGGGGGGGUUAUUAAACCUCUGCUACUUCCUAGUAAUAACUAACAGCUGCCAAUCCUUUAAAACGUAGCAUUUACUGAUUUCCCUUAGGAACUAGAUCAGGCGUCUUUCCUUCUGAUAAUCUGUAGCCAAUGAGACAAAUCGUUGUUAGGCCAUAACUGUUUUUGUGUCUUUCUUUAUAAGAAUCAGCAGAUUCCGACUCGUCAUUCCUGCGUUCAUCACAAAGUGUCGUCGUUUACUGAAGCGAUUCUCUAAAAGGUGCUCGCGUCUGACCCGACCGCAGGAGGUCGAGUCGUCACACUAACCCGAUGAUGUGCUGUAAAUACAUAUAGCGUCAGUAGCCGACACCGAAAAAGCGAAAAAAGAAAAACGUUUGUUCCUGCUGAAAUUUCCUCUGUCAAAGAAUCACUGGACGACCUGAAAAUCAGGGAAGACGGACCAAGCAAAAGGAAGAACUGUCGCGUGGCAGCAGCUUUCAAUCGAGCAUUCCCUGCACUUUAGUCAAACCACAAGUUAAAAGAUUAUUAUUAUUACUAUUAUUAUUAUGAGCAUUCCUCGUGUGUAGUCACUCUGGUGACUGUGCCAGCUUGGGAUUUCAGUGGCCGGUGCUUGAUGCUUGCCCUAUCCUCCCCUCACUCCCCGACAUUCCAUUUGUUGUUCUCGCGGCUCACAUGCUAAGCUGGCCCGCCCUGGUUUCAGCAGCUGGAGCGCACAUACUGUGUGUGUUGUCAUUUUAUGCUGUCACUGUGUGACAUCUGCGUCUGCGUCUCGAACCGGCUGUGAAACCACCGUCGUUCACAUCGAAACUCAUGUCGCCCGUCUGACCGGAGCAUGAGUGAAUCGUACAGACAUUGUGUUGAGUGUAAAAUUAUUAUUAUUAUUUAAAAAAAACAGUUUUCAUUCUUUGUACUGCAAAGAUAUCAACGGGCUUUGUUUACUCUCUGAAUGACGUGUGCGUGGAGGUCAGGGGUCGUUCUCGGGGGUCAUUGUGCAACUAGUGUUGGGAGUAGGUCGCAGGAUAUUCAUAUCAUCAUUUGAAUCUUCAUAUUUUACAGGCAAUUUUAUGAUUUCAUCUUCGUAUUUAAUUUUUAUAAGAACAGGACCUGAAUGUAAUUUCACUCAGCUCAUCAUUUGCUCUCUUCAAAAAUAUUCAUUAAGUGAUUUCCUACAGUAUUCAAUUUGACCUUGACAUUUUUUGUUGAACCAGUUAUAAUUAUAAAUCAAAUAAAAAAUGUUCCCGCCACGUAUUUGCCUUUGAUUUGUGUCUGAAGGGUCAGUGACACUUGAGACUCUCCGCCCCCAAACUACAAAGUGUCUUCACUGUUUAUCUGUGAAAUGAAAGUCCACGGCUGUUUUCAUUUUUUUCCUUUGUUGUCUGUAUAUUUGUCGAGUAAUGUGGAAAUACAGUGUAAAAUGUGACAUCCAUGCUGUUUGCCUGUCUGUGCAUUCUCUUCAUGACGGAAGGAAAAUAAACUCUGGAAAGAUC